This is a messenger RNA of Melanaphis sacchari, 1367 nucleotides long. It is a transcript of the gene Syx1A, whose product is annotated as syntaxin-1A. Gene Ontology annotation, molecular function: SNARE binding; SNAP receptor activity. Gene Ontology annotation, cellular component: endomembrane system; synaptic vesicle; plasma membrane. Gene Ontology annotation, biological process: intracellular protein transport; synaptic vesicle fusion to presynaptic active zone membrane; exocytosis. The coding region runs from base 266 to 1171 and encodes 301 amino acids. Lineage: Eukaryota; Metazoa; Arthropoda; Insecta; Hemiptera; Aphididae. The record is from RefSeq and is a predicted model, not a curated record. The transcript has 10 exons.
UCGCAGGUCUGCCGCUGACAGUGCUGUAGUUAGGAAGUAUGUAUUGAUUUUUAUCUCGUCCCUUUUUCGAGUUUUCCGCACGUUCGGAGUUUAAUAUUAUAAAAGUUAAUUUUUUAUUGUUUUUCUCGGUUAAUUUUUUUAAUUUUUACAAUAGUGUUAUUUAUACUUGAGUCUGUUUCACCGUUUUUACCCUAUGACGCGUUUAUGAGACCCAAUUGUUUUCGGCUAGUCUGUGUAUCUAUUUCGCGUUUCCAUACUGUAAAUAAUGGCUAAAGACAGGCUAGCGGCUUUAAAAGCGGCUCAAAGUGAUGAUGAAGAAGGAGGCACUGAUGAUUUGGCUGUCAAUUUGGAGGGUCGGCAAGAUGGAUCGGGAGCGGGAUUUAUGGAUAAGUUUUUUGAAGAGGUGGAGGGUAUCCGAGGGAUGAUAGAUAAGAUUCAAGCAAAUGUGGAAGAAGUGAAGAAAAAACAUAGUGCAAUUUUAUCUGCUCCUCAGACUGAUGAAAAAGUGAAACAAGAACUGGAAGAUCUUAUGGUGGAUAUCAAAAAAACUGCUAAUAGAGUCCGUGCCAAACUCAAAGAAAUUGAACAGAAUAUAGAAGCAGAAGAGCAAUUGAACAAAUCAUCAGCAGAUUUAAGAAUACGCAAAACACAACAUUCAACAUUGUCACGUAAAUUUGUUGAAGUGAUGACAGAAUAUAACCGUACACAGACAGAUUAUAGAGAACGUUGUAAAGGUCGAAUUCAAAGGCAAUUAGAAAUAACGGGAAGAACAACUACUAAUGAUGAACUUGAAGAAAUGUUAGAACAAGGGAACCCGGCUGUAUUUACACAAGGCAUAAUUAUGGAAACACAACAAGCUAGGCAAACAUUGGCUGAUAUUGAAGCUAGGCAUGCUGAUAUUAUAAAACUGGAAAACUCGAUCAGAGAACUUCAUGAUAUGUUCAUGGAUAUGGCAAUGUUGGUAGAAAAUCAGGGUGAACUUAUUAAUAGAAUAGAAUACCAUGUAUCAUUCACUGUUGAAAAAGUUGCUGAAGGCAAAAAAGAACUGGAUGUUGCUGAAGAUUAUUAUAAAGGAUCCCAAAAAAAGAAAAUCAUGAUCCUGAUAUGCUUGACAAUUCUCAUUGUUAUUCUUGGAGGAUUUGUGAUGAGUUUUCUUCCCAAGUUCCCCUAAACUUAUAUCUUCGUGAAAAUAAGUAAGCAUAGAGCAAUUUUUUGACGGGUACAUCCGGCAGAGCAGUCACUCAAUACAUACUAGUUCUUCGGCUUGUAAAGACUGGAAUAGUGUACGAAAACAACAUUUAUUCGUUUGAUUUAUUUAAUUUUUAUUUCCUUUUCCUGCCUAAAAAAAAAAAAAAAAAAAAAAAGUA